CAGCCCGUCGGCCAUAUUGCCGCGCCUCGGUCGCCGGCUGGGCGUGGGGGGAAGGGAACCUGCUCCAAAACACCUGCUGUUUUUGUGGCAGUGAGAAAAGCUGCGGGGGACUUCAGGGGUCCCAGGGCCGAGAGCCGGGGCUUUGCGAGGAAGAAUCAGGGCGGACCUCGGCUGUGCUUCUGUCUCUCUCAAGGAGCCCGACUUUCCGCGUCUUCGCCCAGGACAGCCAGCGAAAAUGCCAAAGCCGGUCAAUGUCCGCGUCACCACCAUGGACGCUGAGUUGGAGUUUGCCAUCCAGCCCAGCACCACGGGGAAGCAGCUCUUCGACCAGGUGGUCAAGACCAUCGGUCUGCGGGAGGUGUGGUACUUUGGCCUUCAGUACAUGGACAGCAAGGGAUACUUCACCUGGCUGAAACUCGAUAAAAAAGUGGCGUCCCAAGACGUAAAGAAGGAGAACCCACUGCAGUUCAAAUUCCGGGCCAAGUUCUUCCCAGAAGACGUGUCCGAGGAGCUGAUCCAGGACAUCACGCAGAAGCUGUUCUUCAUGCAGGUGAAGGAGGCCAUCCUGACCGACGAGAUCUACUGCCCCCCGGAGACGGCAGUGCUGCUCGCCUCCUACGCCGUCCAGGCCAAACACGGGGACUUUGCCAAAGACGUGCACCGCACUGGAUACCUCACUUCCGACCGUCUGCUGCCCCAGCGCGUGCUGGAGCAGCACAAACUCUCCCGAGAGCAGUGGGAGGAGCGGAUCCAGGUGUGGCACGAGGAGCAUCGCGGCAUGCUGAAGGAGGACGCCAUGCUGGAGUACCUGAAGAUAGCACAGGACCUGGAGAUGUACGGUGUCAACUACUUUGACAUCAAGAACAAGAAGGGGACCGAGCUGUGGCUGGGGGUGGACGCUCUGGGGCUCAACAUCUAUGAGAAGGAGGACAGACUGACUCCCAAGAUUGGAUUCCCCUGGAGUGAAAUCAGGAACAUCUCCUUCAACGAUAAGAAGUUCAUCAUAAAGCCCAUCGACAAAAAGGCUCCGGACUUCUUGUUCUAUGCCCCCCGGCUGCGCAUCAACAAGCGCAUCCUGCAGCUAUGCAUGGGCAACCACGAGCUGUACAUGCGACGCCGCAAACCCGACACCAUCGAGGUGCAGCAGAUGAAGGCGCAGGCCCGUGAUGAGAAGCAUCACAAGCAGAUGGAGAGAGCCCAGCUGGAAAAUGAGAAGAAGAAGAGGGAGGCCAUCGAGCGAGAGAAGGAGCAGAUGGAGAGGGAGAAGCAGGAGCUGAUGAUGAGGCUGUACCAGAUCGAGGAGAAGACCAAGAAGGCCGAGAGAGAACUGCAUGACCAGAUGCAGCGCGCCGUUCAGCUGGAGGAGGAGCGCCGACGGGCAGAGGAGGACGCCAUGCGCCUGGAAGCGGAUCGCCAGGCCGCACUGUUGGCCAAGGAGGAGCUGGCCAAGCAGGCUGAGGACCAGUUGAAGGGCCAGGAGCAGCUGGCAGCGGAGCUGGCGGAGCACACGGCACGGAUCGCCCUGCUGGAGGAGGCUAAACGCCGUAAGGAGGUGGAAGCCAACACAUGGCAGCUCAAGGCCGAAGAAGCUCAGAAGGACCUGGAAAAGACCAAGGAGGAGCUCCAUGGGGUGAUGAUGGCCCCUCCCCCUCCUCCACCGCCCCCCGUCUACGAUCUCGUGGACGACAAUGAGCAGGAGGACGGUGAGGAGAGCAACAGCAGCUACAGUGCAGAGUUCCAGAAUGAGGGCAUCAAUGAUCACCGUAAGGAGGAGGACCGCCUCACCGAGGCCGAGAAGAACGAGCGCGUGCAGAAGCAGCUGCAGGCUCUGACCUCCGAACUGGCCCAGGCCCGUGAUGAGAGCAAGAAGACCCAGAAUGACCUGCUCCACACAGAGAACGUCCGUGCUGGUCGCGACAAGUACAAGACGCUGCGGCAGAUCCGCCAGGGCAACACCAAGCAGCGGAUCGACGAGUUUGAGGCCUUGUAACGGCCACGUCCUGUACCCCUGGCUCUGCCCGGCGCCCCUUUCUGAGUGGUUGCUGCACUGCCCCCACCCCCCCACCCUGUAGACACACCCCCUUCACCCUGCAACGGAGAGUUCCUGUAACACUGCCGUGCCAAACUGAGUUUUCCCGAUUUACCGAAUCUGCAUGCUGUCGCUGUCACUGAAAUGACAUCUGACACGGUCAAAAAAAAUAUGCCGCUUUUCUACGGCUUGAAAAGGAGGAGAUCGUUUAGAUUUUUUUUUUUGUAGCUAAAAACAAAAGUGAAAUCGUGAGAGAGGGUGGCAGCGAGUCUCGCUGAGGGGGGGCUGCUUCUUGGGUGUGGAGGGAUCACUCUGAAAGAGCAGCAGCCCCAAGCUGCCCUUGUCUAGGCCCCAAAAAGCUGACCAUCUAUUCAUUUUAUUUUCCAUUAUAUUUGAACACUUCCACUUGUUUAUGUCCAGAAAUCAUGCAUAGGUGAGUGUUUGUAUAUGGGUCAUUCCAAAAAGGGUAUUUCAACCUACUUUGUAUAUUUUUGCUAUUGCAGUAUAACAAAUUUAAUUUGUAUUAUAAAGUUCCUAUAUGAACCAAAAUAAUGGUAGAUUUGUGUUCUAUAUAGUUGAUUUAAAGAGAUUUAUUUGUAAAUUAUUACUUUUUUAUUAGUAUAUAUUUGGCUGCAUGUUAUUAAAUCAGUUUAGGAAGCUGUUAGAUGUUGAUUUUUGUCACGCAGCUUUUCGGAGUUAAUCGUAACCCUCCAGAGUCUGCCGGCCACCUUCUGACUGUGGAGAGACGUUCUCCUCAAAGCACUGUGCUUUAAAUACUCCGGGGCCUGGCUGGAGCUUAACCUCUCUUCUGUCAAUUUUUAAGAUUCAGGAUUUUGCAUCCCUGUCCGGGUAGAGCAGGAAAUGUGCCGUCAUGUAAAUUUACAGGAAUUAACAGUGUGCGAAAUCUAAACAGCAUAACAUUUUCCCCUCUGUAUUGCUGUCCUGUAUUGAAACUUUUUUUUUUUUAAUGAAGUGUUCAACAUUAUGGGCAAUAAUAAAGGAAAGCCGUGACAAAGGUC
Molecule: messenger RNA, 3048 nt
Organism: Brienomyrus brachyistius
Lineage: Eukaryota; Metazoa; Chordata; Actinopteri; Osteoglossiformes; Mormyridae
Gene: ezrb
Product: ezrin b
Exons: 14
Coding region: 236-1990 (584 amino acids)
Biological process (GO): regulation of cell shape; regulation of organelle assembly; positive regulation of protein localization to early endosome
Cellular component (GO): microvillus; apical part of cell; plasma membrane
Molecular function (GO): cell adhesion molecule binding; actin binding
Source: RefSeq, a predicted model, not a curated record